CGGCGGUGAUGUGAGGCCAUGUUCCUGCUGGUGGUAGCCUCGUGGGUGGCGCUCCUGGGGGUCGUCCUGCCCGGGAACAACGUCGGAGCAGCCUUCCAGCCAGAGUUCGCGGCGCCCCUGGCCAACCUGACGGUGGCCGUGGGCCGGGACGCCACCUUCACUUGCCAGGUUCGACACCUGGGGGGCUACAGGGUGGGCUGGGUGAAGGCAGACACGAAAGCCAUCCAGGCGAUCCACGACCACGUGAUCACGCACAACCCGCGUGUAUCUGUCUCGCACGACGACCACUCAACGUGGAACCUGCACCUCCGCAACGUGCAAGAGGAAGAUCGCGGCCAGUACAUGUGUCAAGUCAACACUGACCCCAUGAAGAGUCAGAUGGGCACUCUGCACGUGGUGGUGCCGCCGGACUUCAUCGCGGAGGACACAUCCGGGGACAUGGUGGUGCCCGAGGGCGGCACGGUGAGGCUGACGUGCCGCGCACGUGGGCACCCCGCUCCGCACGUGCAGUGGCGGCGCGAGGACAGCGCCGACCUGGUCGUCAAGGAUCCCUCCGGCAUCAAGACCAGGGUGCCCAUAUACCAGGGAGAGGUGCUGAAGUUGACCAAGGUGUCCCGCUCAGAGAUGGGGGCGUACCUGUGCAUCGCGUCCAACGGCGUACCCCCGUCUGUCAGCAAGCGAGUCAUGGUCAAUGUGCACUUCCACCCAGUGAUUCAGGUGCCGAACCAGCUGGUUGGUGCGCCGCUGGGCACUGACGUCACUCUGGAGUGCAACGUGGAAGCCUCUCCAACGUCCAUCAACUACUGGGUGAGGGACACUGGAGAGAUGCUGAUCUCCAGCGAGAAGUACGAGGUGAAGACGGUGAGCAAGUCCAUGUUCGAGACCAGGAUGGUGCUGGUGGUGCGCAACUUCCAGGAGAAGGACCUGGGCUCCUACCGCUGCGUCGCCAAGAACUCGCUGGGGGAGGUGGAGUCCAGCAUACGUCUCUACGAGAUCCCGGGUCCGACGAGGCGCGUCUACCCGUACGAGCGGGACGAGUACGUGGACCAGUACGGCUCCGCGGAGGAAGAGCUCGACCUGGAUGGCGGCUACGCCCCCGGCGCCGGUGCCGCCCCCGUAAAUAGCCGUGGUAGACAUACAAAAUACAUGCUCAUCUUCUUCCUGGGCGUAUGA
Schistocerca serialis cubense is the source of this 1173-nucleotide messenger RNA. RefSeq names its product lachesin-like. The record is from RefSeq and is a predicted model, not a curated record. The transcript is spliced from 9 exons. Lineage: Eukaryota; Metazoa; Arthropoda; Insecta; Orthoptera; Acrididae. Bases 19 to 1173 code for a protein of 384 amino acids. Gene Ontology annotation, cellular component: neuron projection.